AUGAUUCCUGGGUUGGCGGAAUUGAGAUCUUGGCAGCAGGGUUCCAAGACGGAAUUGGAAUCGGUGCCUGGAUCACCUCAGAGCGUACGUUCCGUGUCGAGUCUUUCAUCAAGUAGCAGCUCGAGGCCCAAGAUCUAUUUCUGCGACUAUGAAGGUUGUAAUAAAUCGUUUGCUAGGCCAUCGACAUUGACAGAGCACCAGGAUGUUGUACAUCGUGGUAUUAGACCCUUUAAAUGCAAUCAGUGUGAGGAAUCCUUUACGAAGCAGAUUCACCUGGAGAGACAUUUAUGGCUACAUACAGAUGAGAGGCCAUUCCACUGUUCACAAUGUGGUAAAGGUGUUGUCACACAGCAGCAUUUGAAAAGACACGAAAUUACUCAUACAAAAUCUUUUAAAUGUACUUAUCCCGGUUGCAAUGAAGCCUUUUACAGGCAUCCAACCCUGAGGUCUCAUAUAUUGUCUACGCAUAGGAAAUUGAUUUGUGAACAUUGUAACAAGGAGCUAAAGAGCCCAGCGGCACUAAGACACCACGAGACCAAAUUCCAUAAUCCGAAUGUAGUCAACCCCUAUCAAUGUACAUUUACCAGUUGUGCUCAGGGCUUCAAGACGUGGACUGCUCUACAGGUGCAUAUUAAGAAUGACCAUCCUAAAUUACGCUGUGAAGUGUGCAGUAAACCUUGUGUGGGUGAACAAGGUUUAAAGAUGCAUAUGAAAGUCCAUGAUGAAAGUCUCGUUGCCAAAAAUUGGAAAUGUUCAAUUUGUGACAGUGAGACUUUUGCCAAGAAGAAUGAAUUGAUAGCACAUUUUGAAAAUAAUCACAGGGACAAAUUGCCGCCACCAUCGUUAGCACAAUCUUUAUUGCCUCCAAAGGAAAAUGAGACUUCUUCUAACGAAUGUAGCGAUCAUAAUGAUGAACAACACAGGAGUCGAAAGCGUAAAAUUUCAGAAUUAGACCAUGCACAGCAAAAUUUAGAGCAAUAUUUUGUGCAAGGUAAAAGUGGUAUGGAUCUGCUGUUGAAUACAGUUGGCAGAAAGAAACAAUGUUAUUACGAUAAAUGUUAUAGGACUUUCAAGACCGAGGAAAGGUACCAGCAACAUAUUGGAAAGCACAAGAUUCACGAUUUAAAAAUGAAAGUUUUGCAGGACAAACAAGAAGAAGAAAUGAGAAAUGAGAACGGUAAGCAGACUGGAACUAGUGGGAAAAUUGAAGAAAUUUGA
Molecule: messenger RNA, 1218 nt
Organism: Zygosaccharomyces rouxii
Lineage: Eukaryota; Fungi; Ascomycota; Saccharomycetes; Saccharomycetales; Saccharomycetaceae
Gene: PZF1
Product: Pzf1p
Exons: 1
Coding region: 1-1218 (405 amino acids)
Biological process (GO): regulation of transcription by RNA polymerase II
Cellular component (GO): nucleus
Source: RefSeq, a predicted model, not a curated record